Daucus carota subsp. sativus is the source of this 1371-nucleotide messenger RNA. RefSeq lists its product as uncharacterized. The transcript has 9 exons. NCBI's taxonomy places the organism in Eukaryota, Viridiplantae, Streptophyta, Magnoliopsida, Apiales, Apiaceae. The record is from RefSeq and is a predicted model, not a curated record. The coding region runs from base 1 to 1371 and encodes 456 amino acids.
AUGGAGUUGAAUCCCUACAACCCUAUAAACACUUUGGACACUAGCACUUAUGAAUGGAAAUGCUGUGUAAGGGUGCAGUCCUUUUGGAAAGGAAUGAACAGAGAAAGUCAGGAAUUUUGGGGAGUUAAUAUGAUAUUGAUUGACGAUUCGAAUUCAAGGAUACAUGCUUUUGCAAACUCGAAGUAUUGUGAUGACCUACUAAAGGAUAUGAAAGAAGGUCAAAUUUACGAGAUAUGUAACUUUAAAGUAAAGGAUUAUUUGGGUGAUGAGAAAUUUAGGGCUGUGCGAAACAAGAAGCAUUUGUUUUUUACACCUCACACUAAGUUUCAGCAGGCUGAUACUAUUGGACUUAACAUUGAAAAAUAUGCUUUCGACCUUUUUCACUAUGACGAAAUUGAUAAACUGGCAGAUGACAAUCGCUUUCUUAUUGGUAUGCAGUCAAGUGUGCAAGUGACGUUCUUUGAUUACUUUGGUGAGCAAUUGGGAACAGAGUUUGGGAAGUUGGACGGCACAAGUAUUUUUGUGAUAAUUUCAUGGGCAAAAGUUGGUAGAUACGAAGGUGUUGCUCAUUUAUCAAACUAUCCUGCAGCAAGGGAUUUUAUCAACCCAGAACACUAUAGUGUCGAUCGGCUAAAAAAGAGUUUGACAGAAGAAAAAAAAGUUCCAGAUGUGGUGUUCAUGCCAAAUCAACCAAAACCAGCUGAGUUAACUAAGAAACUACUGAAGGUGAAAGAGAUAAAAAAUCUUCCGAAGGAUUUUGAAGAGGGUAUCAUAUAUUGUGAGGUCACAGUGAAGAGAUUCAUGGACAAAUCAAGUUGGUACUUCAGGAAAUGUACAGGUUGUGAUUUAGAGCUAGAAGUUCAAGAUGCAAAAUUCAAAUGCUUACGUGAUGGUGGUUGCGAAAGGAUUUACCCUUAUCCUGAGAAGAGGUUUCAUGACUCAAAUCCACUUGCAAUUAGAUUCCGAGUAGGCACUCUAUGCUCUGAUGAAACUGGAUCAAUUGCUAUUAUCUUCCCAGACAACGAAAUCACGAGAAUGAUUGACAAAACUGUUAUCGACCUGCAUGCUGAAUGUGCUGAUGAAGCGGAGGAGGAGAAAUUUUCAGAAAUACUCAAUUUCCUUCUCAAACAGAAAUAUACCAUAACCAUUGAUCUGAACAAGGAGAAUAUUGAAAAAGGUUGUACGGUAUAUAAUGCCAAACAAAUUGUGGACACGCAUGAAAAAGGUGACAGCUUUGAUCCAAACAAGGCCACAGUUGUUGAUGUGGAAGACGUUUCAAUGCAGAACGUUACUGAAACGGAUGCUACUGAAUCAAACACCGAACACCGGAAAUUCAACCAACAUGAAGUCCAGAGCACGCAAGAUAACUGA